Molecule: messenger RNA, 2073 nt
Organism: Cydia pomonella (codling moth)
Lineage: Eukaryota; Metazoa; Arthropoda; Insecta; Lepidoptera; Tortricidae
Product: uridine phosphorylase 1-like
Exons: 7
Coding region: 121-1110 (329 amino acids)
Biological process (GO): uridine catabolic process; nucleotide catabolic process
Cellular component (GO): cytoplasm; cytosol
Molecular function (GO): uridine phosphorylase activity
Source: RefSeq, a predicted model, not a curated record
UGAAUGUUGACUAGAGCAGUUGUGUAUUAUCAGAAUAUUUAAAAAAAAACUAGUGUUGCGUACUCUAUAUUUACUGUGAUCGAGGACCUAUAAAUUAAAAAAAAAACUGUUGUAGUAAAUAUGCAGUGCAAUUGUGACCAUCUCUUGGACAGUUCCAAGGACCACUACUCCAACUGUAGUCUCGCGUGGGAUGAACGCAAGAUUGGCUAUCCAUGUCCGAAGAACCGUGACGGCACACUAAGUUUGCGCAAUCCGCACCUGCGACACCUGGAGCGUGACUUCAUCUACCACCUGGGCCUGGACACCAGCGCCGACGUGCCCGCCAUGUUCGGAGACGUCAAGUUUGUCUGCAUGGGCGGCACCAAGCAUCGCAUGCGUGAGUUCGCUGCCCACGUGAGACAGGCACUUGGUCUGCCUGACACAGGCAAGCUGGAGAACCUGACCAAACACGCGCACCGGUACGCCAUGUACAAAGUGGGGCCUGUCAUAUCUGUCAGCCACGGGAUCGGAAUACCAUCUUUAAGCAUCCUCCUUCAGGAGAUGUUCAAAUUGCUCCACUACGCGCGCGCGAAGGACCCAGUGUUCUUCAGGAUAGGGACCAGUGGGGGUCUUGGAGUGCCCCCAGGGUCGGUGGUUGUGUCUUCGUGGGGCCUGAAUGGGACGUUGGAGAAAAGUUACAAUAUUCCUGUGCUGGGCAAGGUGCGUAAACUGCCCUCAUUCUUCGACGAGCGGCUGUGCCGGGAGGUGCAGUCAGUGGCUACGAAUGAGGGCUACACCACCUAUAUUGGAGGCACCAUGGCCGCCGAUGAUUUCUAUCGAGGUCAAGCUCGACUUGACGGACCAUUCUGCGACCAUACAGAAGCGGACAAAGUGUCCUUCCUACGCACCCUCUUAGACCUAGGUGUGAAGAAUAUAGAAAUGGAGGCCACAGCCUUCGCCGCGUAUACCAGGGAGGCAGGCGUGCGAGCAGCUGACGUAUGUGUCACCAUUCUAGACCGACUACAGGGCGACCAGGUGACAUCAAGCAAAGCCACAAUGCUGGAGUGGCAGAGCCGUCCUAUAGCCCUGGUGGGGAGUUUCAUCGCCAGCUGCUGCAACCGCCGGGCUUAGUUAUUGUUAAGACUUAAAAAUUGAUAUAAAAAUGUAAUCCCGCGGUGGCAGCAUGGCUCCAUUUUUAUUACUUGUCAGUAUACCCGUCACUUUCGCGCUUACAUACUUGUUAGAACGUGACAGGCAUGGUGAGAAAUGAUAAAGAGCUGAUCAUCUUAGCCGUAGGGCUGAACUAUAAAUAAUAAAUAAAAUAACUAAUUAUCUCUUAAAAUAUGUUUUUGUAUUUAUCUAAAGAUGUCUGAGUACGAAAAAGGUAACAGAUUCAAGUAUUAUUAAAUAAAAUAGGUAUUCUUUAUACUUAACUAGGCAACUAAGGCCCCAGAUAACUAUUAAUAUAAAUCUAGCUAACAUCCUGUGUAUACCCUAUCUUACGCAAAUAAAUUAGUUAUGACUUAUGACUUAGUAUACUUACAUUAUGACUCUGGCGACAUCAUAACACAGUUGCAUCAACAGUAUCUCUUCUAGCACGACGUACAUUCUGGCGCGCGACUCCAUAAUUAAAGCCGCGCUAGAUGUAUGGAGUCAUGGAGUCGCGCGCGAGAACGCAAGUCAUUCUAGAGGGUCUGGGAUGGGAUGGGAUUGGCCUGGCUUCAUUGGUGUUUAGGUUGGCCAGAAUGCUGCAUUAAGUACCUUAUGUACCUAUUGUUUACCACCGCAUAAGUUAAGCAGCAAAAGCACUUACAAAUCAUAAAACGGUCUUAGACAUUCGUCAGAACGUAAUGACAUUUCCAUGAGUUCACCUGAUGGAUCCCCUAGGGGAUCAGGCUAGGGGACUCUGGUAGACGGAAUGUCUAUCUCUGACCAGUGAUGGAAACUUCCAAAAGUUCACAUAUCUAUCUCUUCACACAUGAUAAUGUCAAAAUCUGUCACAGUUAAGGUUAAAAAAAAAUUAUACCGGAGGAUAUGAGGAAUGGGAAGAUUUAUACCGAUUUAUACUACAGAAUAAACUUGUGUUUCUUUGAA